AGGCAAGCCUUCGCGCGCAGACGUCGACGACGACGAGCUACACGACCCCUCACGUCGACCCGCACCGGUCAAUUCCCGCUCGCGUGCGACAGCCUCUCCAGCAGCUGUAAACCUGCUGGCCUCCGCGCCCUUUUACCCGCACUCGUUCCUGACACACCCUCGCCAUGCAUUUGUACAAUUUGACUCUCCAACCUCCUACGGCCAUAACUCAUGCUGUCGCGGGCAACUUCUCGGGUUCGAGAUAUCAAGAGAUCGUCGUCUCUCGUGGCACGCGCCUGGAGCUCUUGCGGCCGGACGUACAAAGCGGAAAGGUCUCAACCGUGAUAGCGAGCGAUGUAUUCGGGUCCAUCCGCUCGCUCGCCGCUUUUCGUUUGACAGGCGGCACGAAGGACUACAUCAUCCUAGGCUCCGACUCUGGCCGCAUCUUGAUUCUGGACUAUGACCCGAAGACAAGCAGCUUCGCUAAGGUCCACCAGGAAACCUUCGGCAAGUCGGGAGCACGGAGAAUCGUUCCUGGCCAGUAUUUGGCUACCGAUCCCAAAGGACGAAGUGUAAUGAUCUCUGCGGUUGAAAAGGCAAAACUUGUGUACAUCCUGAACCGCGACGCCGCUGCAAAUCUGACCAUCUCCUCGCCGCUUGAGGCUCACAAGAACAAUUCCAUCAUCCACCAUAUCAUUGGGUUGGAUGUUGGCUUCGAUAAUCCUAUGUUCGCCGCAUUGGAAGUUGACUACUCCGAUUCCGACCAAGACCCAACGGGGGAGGCCUUCAACAACGCAGAGAAGUUAUUGACCUACUACGAGCUCGACCUCGGUCUUAAUCACGUUGUGCGGAAAUGGAGCGAGCCAACGGACCCGAGAGCGAACCUGCUCGUUCAGGUUCCUGGCGGCCAAUUGGCCUCGUCAGACCGCUAUGAUGGGCCCUCUGGUGUGUUGGUGUGCUGCGAAGACCAUAUUAUUUACCGACAUAUGGAUGCGCCCCAGCAUCGUGUGCCCAUACCGCGACGACAACAUCCUCUUUCAGAUCCUAACCGGGGAUUGAUAAUCACCGCCGCCGUCAUGCACAAAAUGAAGGGCGCAUUCUUUUUCCUGUUGCAGAGUGAAGAGGGCGACCUCUACAAAGUCACAAUCGACCAUGAAGAUCAGGACGUCAAGGCCUUGAAGAUCAAGUACUUCGACACUCUCCCAGUGGCUUCGAGUUUGUGCAUCUUGAAGUCCGGUUUCCUGUUCGUCGCGUCCGAGUUCGGCAACCACUACCUUUAUCAGUUCCAAAAGUUGGGUGACGAUGACAACGAGCCCGAGUUUUCUUCUGCCUCCUACCCCUCCUUCGGCAUGGCGAACCCCUCGUCCGCUCUUCCCUCCGCGUACUUCCGACCUCGGACUCUAGACAACCUUACCAUGGUUGAUGAGAUGGAGUCCCUCUGCCCUAUCCUUGACUCGAAGGUCAUGAAUCUGUUGCCGAACUCGGAUACGCCCCAAAUAUUUGCUGCGUGUGGUCGGGGAGCGCGGAGCACGUUCCGUGUGCUGAGGCAUGGUCUCGAGGUGGAGGAAGUGGUCAGCUCGGACUUGCCGGGUAUCCCGAAUGCGGUAUGGACGACCAAGAUAAAAGAGGACGACCCUUUUGACUCCUACAUCAUCCUCUCAUUCGUCAAUGGUACUCUCGUGCUUUGCAUCGGAGAGACCAUUGAAGAAGUACAAGACACCGGCUUCCUCUCCUCAGCGCCUACACUUGCUGUGCAGCAGAUCGGAUACGACGCCCUCUUGCAAGUCCACCCUCAUGGUAUCCGACAUGUCCUCAGCGACAAGCGCGUGAACGAGUGGCGUGUGCCGUCUGGCAAGACCAUCGUUGCUGCGACCACGAACAAGCGCCAAGUUGUUGUGGCGCUUAGCUCGGCGGAGCUGGUGUACUUCGAAUUGGAUCUGGACGGGCAGUUGAACGAGUACCAGGACCGGAAGGCGAUGGGUAGCACUGUGCUUGCGCUCAGUAUUGCGGAAGUGCCGGAAGGGCGGCAACGAACGCCAUACUUGGCUGUUGGUUGUGAGGACCAGACCGUGCGCAUCAUCUCGCUAGACCCGGAGAGCACGCUGGAGACGAUUAGUCUUCAAGCCUUGACUGCACCUCCCUCCGCCAUCUGCAUCGCCGACAUGCUCGACGCUGGUAUCAACAAAAUGCAGCCCACGACCUUCGUCAACAUUGGCCUGCAGAACGGCGUGCUGCUGCGGACCGUGCUCGACCCGGUCAACGGACAGCUCACGGACACGCGCACACGGUUCCUCGGCACGCGCCCGAUCCGCCUCAUUCGCGUACUCAUCCAGCGCAACCCCGGCAUCCUCGCACUGUCAUCGCGAUCGUGGCUGAACUACACCUACCAGAAUCUCAUGCACUUCACCCCGUUGAUCUUCGAGAACCUCGACUAUGCGUGGAGCUUCUCGGCGGAGCUGUGCCCGGAGGGUCUUAUUGGCAUUUCGGGGAGCGUGCUUCGGAUCUUCCAGGUCCCCAAGCUUGGCACAAAGUUGAAGCAAGAUGCCAUCCCGCUCUCGUACACUCCGCGCAAGUUCAUUCCGCAUCCGACAAAUGGACUUUUCUACCUCAUCGAGGGUGACCACAGAGUGAGGGGCGAUGCCGCUGCGGCCAAGGUCAUGCAGGAGAUGCGAGAGAAAGGGAUCCCGGUUGAUGAGGAAAUGGCCGACUUGCCGCCAGAGUUGUUCGGUCGCCCGAAGGCACCUGCGGGGACAUGGGCAUCGUGUAUUCGCAUCAUCAACCCCGUCGACGCCAAGACCGUCAACGUGAUUCCGCUCGACGAGAACGAAUGCGCGUUCUCAAUCGCCGUCGUGCCCUUCUCCGCAAAAGGAAGCGAACUCCAUCUCGUGGUUGGGACUGCACAGGAUACUUUUAUCGCACCGCGAUCGUGCACGACUGGGUGGAUCAGAACAUAUCGGUUCACCGAGGAUGGCACAAAUCUGGAGCUGCUGCAUAAGACUGAUACCAAUGACGUCCCUCUUGCUGUAAUGGCUUUCCAAGGCCGACUCGUCGCUGGCGUCGGCAAGGCGCUUCGAUUGUACGACAUGGGCAAGAAAAAGCUCCUCCGGAAGGUGGAGAACAAAAGCUUCGCUUCCGCGAUUGUGUCAUUGAGCACGCAGGGCUCGCGCAUUCUCGUCGGAGACAUGCAAGAAUCUGUAUUCUUUGCCGUGUACAAGCCACCAGAGAACCGGUUGCUCGUGUUCGCCGACGACACGCAGCCUCGGUGGGUCACGUCGAUGGCCAUGGUGGAUUACAACACGGUCGUCGCCGGCGAUCGCUUCGGGAACGUCUUUGUGAACCGGCUAGACGCCAAGAUCUCCGACCAGGUCGACGACGACCCCACGGGGGCGGGGAUCCUGCACGAGAAGGGCAUCCUCGCGGGGGCGCCGCACAAGACGAAGAUGCUCGCGCACUUCCACGUGGGGGACAUCGUGACGGCGAUCAACAAGGUGUCGCUCGUCGCGGGCGGGCGGGAGGUGCUGCUGUACACGGGGCUGCACGGGACGAUCGGGAUCCUGGUGCCGUUCGUGUCGAAGGAGGACGUGGACUUCAUCUCGACGCUCGAGCAGCACAUGCGCACGGAGCAGCUGAGCCUCGUCGGGCGGGACCACCUGUCGUGGCGCGGGUACUACGUGCCCGUGAAGGCGGUCGUGGACGGGGACCUGUGCGAGACGUUUGCAAGGCUGCCGGCGAGCAAGCAGAGCGCGAUUGCGGGCGAGCUGGACAGGACGGUGGGCGAGGUGCUGAAGAAGCUGGAGCAGCUCCGCGUGACGGCGAGUGGGUUCUGAGUGUGAGGCGAGGUGUGGGUAUGUCCGGUGUGUGCUGCUGUUGUGUAUAAAGUGUAUUAUACUUUCUUGUGCGUUUGAAUGUUUCUCUGCUGUGUUUUGGUGCGCGGGUCGCAAGCUCUGGCCUAUGAUCAGGUCUCGCAUCGUGUAUGUCGUG
Messenger RNA from Fomitopsis serialis, 3960 nucleotides. RefSeq names its product CPSF A subunit region-domain-containing protein. Gene Ontology annotation, biological process: mRNA splicing, via spliceosome. The transcript is spliced from 12 exons. NCBI's taxonomy places the organism in Eukaryota, Fungi, Basidiomycota, Agaricomycetes, Polyporales, Fomitopsidaceae. The record is from RefSeq and is a predicted model, not a curated record. The coding region runs from base 165 to 3806 and encodes 1213 amino acids. Gene Ontology annotation, molecular function: U2 snRNA binding; protein binding. Gene Ontology annotation, cellular component: U2 snRNP; nucleus.